Molecule: messenger RNA, 1668 nt
Organism: Helicoverpa zea (corn earworm)
Lineage: Eukaryota; Metazoa; Arthropoda; Insecta; Lepidoptera; Noctuidae
Product: oxidoreductase-like domain-containing protein 1
Exons: 3
Coding region: 311-640 (109 amino acids)
Cellular component (GO): mitochondrion
Source: RefSeq, a predicted model, not a curated record
UUUUCUCUCUUUUAUUGUCACUGUCAAUGUCAAGUCAAUAGGCCCACGGAAGAAAAAUUGAAGAAAAAUGAUUUUCCGGAAAAACAUGUAGAUCUAACAAUGAAUUAUAAAGAAACCAACCACCUCUCCCCUUUUAAUUUCCAAAUGACACAAAUCAAUUAAAAUUCAUCUUGUUAUUUCUAUGAAGUUAAUUGUUUACAAAAUGAAUUAUCUAACUAUAGACGCAGUUGCCCCACGUUAACAUAUUUAUCCAAGAAAAUGGUCUAAAAACCCUUUAUUUGCUGCUACAUUAGGCUAAAAACUGUAAAUAAUGUUUAAAUUACAAAGUCUACGCUUGCUGGCCGCGAGAAAAGAUAGGAAUAAAUUAAUUCGAUCCUGUACAACAAAAUCUCAAGCUGAAGAUGAAAAAGAGAAAGAACUACAGAGGAUUGCUAAAGAUGCCUCAAUAGAUGAACCACCAACAGCUUGCUGUCAAUCAGGGUGCUCAAAUUGUGUGUUCAUAGUAUGGGCUGAAGCAGUAUCGGCUAAAGUGCAAAAUGUUGGCCCAGAAGUCAGUGAAAAGAUACUGAACAUGGUGGAAGAUCCAUCAAUGAAAGCCUACCUUGAAAUGGAACUGAGACUACGAGGGCUUAAGAAAUGAUUGCAAUGUCCUGUUUUUAUUUUUUUAUAGUAGAUUUCUUACUCAGCACUGGCAGCAGCAGCACUUAUAAAGCACUGGUACUCAGCUACAUCCGGUUAGACUGGAAGCUGACCCCAACAUAGUUGGGAAAAAGGCUCGGAAGAUGACUUCUUACUCAGCUUCAUUUGAUUAGACUGGAAGCAAAACUCUCAUUGUUGGUUGAAAGAAAUUAUGAAUUUACUUACAUAUUUAUACAUAAGUAUGGAAAAAGAAAACAUGCUAUGCUGACCCAAAAUUAAAAGAUAAGGGAGUGAGAUUUCUGCCUUAAAUGCCCCUUUAUCUUUUCUAGAAAGAAAAUAUUAGAACAUGUUUUAAUGUAAUGUGUAAUCAUUCAUCUGUUCAAGUGAAUUUCACAUUGUCAUAAAUACGAUAUGAAAUAGUUCUAAAUGUUAGUCGUCACAUUCAUGUUUUUUUUGUGAAAAUGUAGGGUGCCUGGUAAAUAAUGAGCUGUCUGAAAAUUUGGGCAAAGCUCAAAGUUUGUAACAGCUGAUAAGUUAUUGUGAUGAAACUCAUGAAUAUAAAUAAAUUUUUUUUGGGGAAAAAUUUUAUAAUCAAGGGUAGAAUCACGUGUUCAAGUAUCCGUCACUAGCUAACAGUGACAAUAAAUCAUCCUCCAAGCCAUUUUCCCAACUAUGUUGGGGUCGGCUUCCAGUCUAACCGGAUGUAGCUGAGUACCAGUACUUUACAAGGAGCGACUGCCCUAUCUGACCUCCUCAACGCAAUUACCUGGGCAACCCUUACCCCCUGGUUAGACCCUUGGUUAACAGUCAUAAUAAGUAUAUAUUUUUAAAGAUUUUGAUUAUGUAUAACAAGUAUUGUGAUAGAACAGAUUUAUUAUUUUGUUAUUAUUGUUUACUUUUUAAAAGACUUCAUUAUUAUUUUGUUUUAUGAAGUUCAGUUCCAUCAUAGUACAAAACACAGUAUUCAUUACAUUCUCAUGUUUAGAUUAAGUCUAGAAUUUUUUAAAUAUAUAUUUUGUUAUAAUUUAA